AUGGCCUGCCACAAAAGACGAACGGAGGCGCUAAGUGUGAAGAAAGUCUUUCUUUCGCGUUGCAUCGUUCCUUCUAUUUCAGACAUGAGCCAUUUCUUUUAUGCUUAUUCUAAACUUGGCAUGGGAGGAAGCUGGAGGGUAGUCACUCGGCACGCAUGCGCAUUUCUUUUUCUCUGUUUUUCGACUGCCAUCGGAAGUUGUCAGAUCAAGCAAAUUAACUGCAUUCAUGCUGCACCGUCGUCUGUUCAUCAAGCACGUAUCGACCGGAAGUGCUGGCAACAAAAACGAGAAAGGCAUAUUGUAGCUCGGGCUAGGGCAAAAGUGCUGGGAAUUCAGCUCCGUUCGUUUUCUCUUCACGUUUCCAAUCCUUCUUCCUUCCGUUUUUUUUCUCUCUCUUUGCUUUUGAAUCUUGUUCAACAAAUGACGAACUUAAUGAAUGUAAGUUCGAGCGACCCUCUUCAAUAUUACAUUGAACGGUGCGAAAAGGGAAGGCCAAACCGUGAAGGAAUAAGCCCAAAACGCGAAGAGCUAAGCCUAAACCGCGAAGAGAGAAGCCGAAACCUCGAAGAGCUAAGCCUAAACUGCGAAGAGAGAAGCCGAAACUGCAAAGAACUAAGCCUAAACCGCGAAGAGAAAAGCCCAACCCGCAAAGAGCUAAGCCUAAACCGCGAAGAGAGAAGCCGAAACCGCAAAGAGCUAAGCCUUAACCGCGAAGAGGGAAAGUCGAAACCGCAAAGAGCUAAGCCUAAACCGCGAAGAGAGAAUCCGAAACCGCAAAGAGCUAAGCCUAAACCGCGAAGAGAGAAGCCCAAACAGCGAAGAGCUAACCCUAAACCACGAAGAGAGAAGCCCAAACCGCAAAGAGCUAAGCCUAAACCGCGAAGAGAGAAGCCCAAACCGCAAAGAGCUAAGCCUAAACCGCGAAGAGAGAAGCCCAAACCGCAAAGAGCUAAGCCUAAACCGCGAAGAGAGAAGCCCAAACAACAAAGAGCGAAGCCCAAACCACCAUGA
Acanthosepion pharaonis is the source of this 1011-nucleotide messenger RNA. Lineage: Eukaryota; Metazoa; Mollusca; Cephalopoda; Sepiida; Sepiidae. The record is from the annotation of a GenBank genome assembly.